This is a messenger RNA of Syngnathoides biaculeatus (alligator pipefish), 3237 nucleotides long. RefSeq names its product ubiquitin specific peptidase 2a (gene usp2a). Gene Ontology annotation, cellular component: cytoplasm. Gene Ontology annotation, biological process: protein deubiquitination. Bases 361 to 2145 code for a protein of 594 amino acids. Gene Ontology annotation, molecular function: cysteine-type deubiquitinase activity. The transcript is spliced from 14 exons. The record is from RefSeq and is a predicted model, not a curated record. NCBI's taxonomy places the organism in Eukaryota, Metazoa, Chordata, Actinopteri, Syngnathiformes, Syngnathidae.
UGGCUGCAAGUCGAAGUGCAGAGAAGAAACGACUGGAUUCCAGCAUCAUCUCCGUUCAACGCCCGGGACUGCGGUCCUCCGUCAAAUACCAGCGUCCACUGCAACUUAUGUAACGGUGAAGAAAGCAAUACAAGCCCACUGGCAAGCUACUUUUGGGGGUGUGUUCACGUCUCCCUCAUUACCCUGCCGCUGGGUGGGAUCAAUGUCACAGAGCCUGUGAGUGUGUGGAGACUGUUGAUCAGAAAAAACAGGUCAAGUAGUCUCAGAGCCGUCUCAGUCUAUGGGAACUGCUACGGCAGUCCAUGCAGUUUUCCGCAGGCCCUUUUUUCCUGUGGCUGAGAACCCAGCAGCACCGACAGCAUGUCCCACGUCUCCUCCACAGCCAAGCGCUGCGCUGGUCCGUCCUACAUCAGCCACUACAGCUCCUACAGCUCCCCCUUUACCCCGAGCCUUAGCUCCUACAGCGAGCGGAACAGGUUGUCCUAUAAGUCCCCUGCCUCUUCUACCACUUCCUCAGGUUACACCUCUUCCAGCUAUCUGAGCAGCUCCACGGGGCGCAACCGCAACUACAGUACCUCCCUGGACCCAGACCGAGGCCGGGGCCGGGUCAUCCCACGGACGGACAUCCUUGGAAGUAGCAGCAACCGCCGUAGUGAAAGCCUCAGUCGAACCCCUGUUAAGAGCUAUGCAGGUUCUGGACUCAGCGGGGGGUCAGCCUACACAACAUAUACUUCGUACUCUUCCCCCUCAGUGCAGUCCAGCUACCUCUCCUCUUCACCGGUGGCCUCCAGAAUGUCGCUUAAUCGACGAAAAUCAGCAUCCCAGAGUGACUUAACCAAGGAAUUGGCUGCUCUUGGCCUCAAUGACACCUCCUCCUCCAGCCCGUCUUCCUCCUCCACUCCCCCAAGGGGCUACCGCACUCGGACUGGUGAGGUGGCAAACGCGUAUGGCGCUAAGUCCUCAGGCUCAGCACGGAGCUCAACUCAGGAGGCCCUCUCAUGGAGCUCCACCAAGGAGGGCAUCGGUAGCAACAGCAGAUCAUACAGUUCUUCAACGUGGGAGCCAAGCACAAGUGGUGUAUCCAUGUCCCCCACUAGGGACUCUACAAACUCAAAAAGUGCCCAGGGGCUGGUGGGACUGAAAAACCUGGGAAACACUUGUUUCAUGAAUAGUAUCCUGCAGUGUCUCAGCAACACACACAGCCUGCGAGACUACUGCCUGCACAACUCGCACCGCAGAGACCUUAAUAACAACAGCCGCACUAACACAGCCCUCAUGGAAGAAUUUGCCAAGCUGAUACAAACCAUGUGGUCGUCAACCAGCAGUGAUGCUGUCAGUCCGUCUGAAUUUAAAACACAGAUCCAGAGAUACGCUCCUAGAUUUGUGGGAUACAACCAACAGGACGCUCAAGAGUUCCUGCGCUUUCUGCUCGACGGCCUGCACAAUGAGGUCAACAGAGUCACAGUCAGGCCGAGAGGCACUGUCGAAGAUUUUGAUCACCUGCCUGAUGAGGAGAAAGGGAAGAAGAUGUGGAGUAAAUACCUGGAGAGGGAAGACAGUAAAAUUGUUGACUUGUUUGUUGGGCAGCUCAAGAGCUCUCUGACUUGUAGCCAUUGUGGUUUCUGCUCAACUGUCUUUGACCCUUUCUGGGAUCUGUCCCUCCCUAUUGCCAAGAAGGGCUACAGUGAGGUGAGCCUCAUGGACUGCAUGCGGCUCUUCACCAAAGAAGAUGUCCUUGAUGGAGAUGAGAAGCCAACAUGCUACAAGUGCAAAGCUAGAAGAAAAUGCACCAAGAAGUUCACAAUACAGAAAUUUCCCAAGAUCUUAGUACUACAUCUCAAACGCUUCUCAGAAGCAAGAAGAACCAGCAAACUGUCGACCUUUGUCAACUUCCCUCUGAAGGAGCUUGACUUGCGAGAGUUUGCCUCUGAAAACAGCAUAAAUGCAGUGUACAACCUGUAUGCUGUGUCCAACCACUCAGGCACCACAAUGGGGGGUCACUACACAGCCUACUGUCGCAACCCCACAUCUGGGGAGUGGCACACCUUCAAUGACUCCAGAGUAACGCCAAUGUCCUCCAGCCAAGUGCGCAGCAGUGACGGCUAUGUCUUGUUCUACGAGCUGGCUUCGUCCUCGCGCAUGUGAAGCCUCGCAGACGACGGCAGGCCGCAACACUGCUCUCAACAGACGGUCAGAUGGAAAAUGUGUGACAACACGCGCACGAAGGCUCGCCUCCGCCAGGAUGGAGGCUGCUUCUCUCAUCGGAGGGAGCGGGAGAAGGGAUCCGCAAGAAUGUGGUCACUAGCCCAGCUUUCGUCCUCCUUGUCUGUACUCGUUGACAUUUUCAUCCAGGUUAGAUUGUGUGCAUGCGUGCGUGUGCGCGUGUGUGUAUUAGACGGACACAGGGCAAUAAUCCCAUUCACCCGAGGAACCCGUGCACCCCCUUCUCCCUAGUCUCUAUGCACCACAAGUGUGACUCCUGACUGCACCUUCACUUUUUCUUGGUUGCCUCAAACUGUUCAAAAAUGAUUUGCAGGAUUUUUGAUUCCUUGCUGGGUUUCAAUAUUUUUGUUUUCAUUUUCAUGUUAUUUGAGGUUGGUAAAAUAGUCUAAUCGUCUUGACUGCCAUUUUAGACUUCAGAGAAACCGUCCUCAUUGUGUAAUUGUAGCAGGAUUGGUCACGAUUGCAAGGCGCUUGCAGCCCACUGGCCGCUUCCAAUGCACCCCAACACUCCUUCGUCUUUGUCAGCAUCACUUUUUUUCCCUCAACAUGGCUGUGAGGCCAGUGGCACUGUGAGCGUUGUACGUCUAAUUGAAUUGAAUUGAUUGUCCGUCUCCCCUCCCUCCCCCCUACAUUGUUCCUACCAAUGGUUGCAAAGUUGUGAAUGGGCUUGAAUUUUAUAAGGAUUUGUUAAUGUAACAGCUAAGUCCUCAUCAGUCCUUACGAGGCUUCCUGUCUUGUCAUGCCAUUGAACAACAAGGAAAGAAUGUUUUUAAAGAAGACAGAAAAAAAAGUGUAUUUUUAUAUCCUGAUGCAAUAUUAAAGAAUGUACUAUUUAUUGGUGCUGACGCUGACCCAUAACUUUUCAUUUGGUUUAUUUACCACGUUUCAAGAAAAAAAGAUAUUUAUGCCUAAAAUUUAUUGUAAUCCGUCACUUUGAUUGUUGCAUUAAAAUAUGAUGAAAUGAAUUAUGAAAAAUAUGGUAAUAUGAAUAAAAUUCCACAAAAUACUGUUGCA